ACAGGCGGCUGGAGCGGCGCUAGUCUCCCCCCGCCUGGGCGGGACAACAGCACAGCGGCAGGAGAGGAAGAUGGCGGCGGCAGCAACAGCUGCAGCAACCGCCUCGGACCAGCAAAGUUCUAAUGGCCCCGUGAAGAAAUCUAUGCGUGAGAAGGCUGUGGAGCGGAGAAACGUUAAUAAAGAACACAACAGUAACUUUAAGGCUGGAUAUAUCCCAAUUGAUGAAGACCGUCUCCAUAAAACAGGCUUACGAGGCAGGAAAGGCAACUUGGCUAUUUGUGUGAUUGUUCUUCUUUUUAUUUUAGCUGUCAUCAAUUUGAUUAUCACACUUGUCAUCUGGGCUGUGAUUCGUAUUGGGCCCAAUGGUUGUGACAGCAUGGAGUUUCAUGAGAGCGGCUUACUGCGAUUUAAACAAGUAUCCGACAUGGGAGUUAUACAUCCAUUAUAUAAAAGUACAGUAGGAGGGAGGCGUAAUGAAGAUUUGGUUAUCACUGGAAAUAACCAGCCUAUUGUAUUUCAGCAAGGAACAACAAAACUUAGUGUUGAAAAGGAAAAAACCUCCAUUACCAGUGAUAUUGGUAUGGAAUUUAUUGACCCAAGGACACAAAAUACUUUGUUCAGCACAGACUAUGAGACUCAUGAGUUUCAUUUGCCAAAUGGAGUGAAAAUUUUGAAUGUACAGAAGGCAUCUACAGAGAGGAUUACCAGCAAUGCUACCAGUGACCUAAAUAUAAAGGUUGACGGACGUGCCAUUGUUCGUGGAAAUGAAGGUGUUUUCAUCAUGGGCAAAACCAUUGAGUUUCGCAUGGGUGGUGAUAUGGAACUAAAGGCAGAAAACAGCAUUAUCUUAAAUGGAACUGUGAUGCUCAGCACGUCUCGACUGCCAAGUUCUUAUGGGGAAAAGUUUAAUAAUGUUGACUGGCUGCGCUAUAAGCUCUGUAUGUGUGCAGAUGGAACUCUAUUUCGAGUUGAAGUAAAGACCCGCAACAUGGGUUGUCAAACCGCAGUUAACCCGUGUGGAACCACAGACUAAAUGCAAAGUACUGGGAUCAGAGCAAUCAUGAGAGUUCAUUUACGUUUUUACAUUUGUGUGUAUAAAACAAUUGCAUGCCAAUUAUUUCUGUUUUUACAACGGUUUAUUAUAAUAUUUAUUACAUAACAUUUUUAGCACAGCAGUAUUAGGUCUGUUGCAUAAUUUCAGUAUUUACAAUAGAGUAUUUACCAAAAUAAUGGGUCUGAUUUAGCAAGAUACUUAAGCACAUGCUUCAACACGCACACUUGUCAAGUACCUUGCUGAAUUGAGGCCAGUAAGAGAGAUUUACUGGGGGACUGAUCCUAUAAGAUACUGAGCACCUCCUUGCCUCUGAAGUGCUGUUUUACGUCCUCUCACCUCAGGACUCUGAGAAGUUGCUGGAAUCUGCAUGGAGUGAGGUGUAGAGUUGGGAGGAUGCACAUUGUUCCACCUUUGGCUCUGCAGAGAUUCCUUGGAAAAAGCAAUACAGUUUGCAGCUCUGUUACUUGUUCCAUAGAGCCUCUUUUUUGUUGUGCAGAUCAUUCUUUAAGAAGCGGACUUUGGGAUAACUGUGGUAAGAGGGACUCUCUGGCAACAUGGAGUCAUGCUUUGUGGCAGUGGUAGGAAACCAACCACAAAGGAAUAAUUGGGCUUUCCAGUUCUUUAGAGAUAAACCCUACAGGAAGGGGCCAAAAGGCAAUCUGGCUUCUUUUAUAUAGAUGUGUUAUGUGCUGAUUUUCAGCCCACCCUCAGCCAGACCUUCAUGAUUGCAACAGUAAUUAUUUAGAGUGCAGCAAAGGUCAGUCAUCUAAAUAACUGCUUUGUAGCGACAAUCUGUACCCGACAUCCAAGUAACCAUUUCUUCAUCUCCAAAUAGCCAUACUCACACUUCGGAUGCAAAAACAAAGGCUAGCUUUCAAAACUGUAGCCCUGUAAAUGCAGUGAAAUCUUUAUUCAAAUAGAUUCAGUUUUUAUUUGCAGUUGAUGCAUAUUGACUAUUGGAAUCUAAUAUGAACUCUUGACAAUUUUCUUUUGAUUAUUUUCAAUUAAUUAGAGACAAGCAUACGCUGACUUAUUUGAUCCUUAAGACAUUAAGAAAAAUCUGUGCCCAACAUUUUAGGCAGAACUGGGACAGUCAAUUAUUGUACUGUAUCUGCUUUGAUAUUUAGAAGCUUGUAUUCUACUUUGAAAACCCAUUUUUUAUUUUUUUUAUUUUUGGAGGGUAGCAAAACAGCAUGUAUUCAAAUACUUGAUCAUGUAGUAGUAAAUAUAAAAUGAAUGCAGAAAGCUGAACAAUAACUAUUCACAUAGAUAGAAACAAAAGUAACAAAUUCUUAAUGGGAAUCAAAGGAUAAUACAUUUUCUGGUUUCAGAGCACAUCUAUAAUUUGACUCAGUAAAGAUGGCAGCUGCUGCCCAACUGUUAAGAUAUGUAUUUUUUUUCUUUAGGAGAAUAAGUUGCUUCUUUGUAAGGAUGUGCCAUACUUUAUUCAACCAGAAGCUUAGAGAAGAAAUUGGGAAUUAAACUUUUAGGAAGCAAUAGAAAGCCAUUAAGUAGCUAUAAAAAAAAAUGGUGGAUGGAAUCAAUUCUGCUACUGGGAAUAGCAGUAUCAAUAGCAGGCCAAUGGAUGUAGAUGUAUGGGGAAAUCCCAUAUCAUACUAGCUUGCAUUUUGACCAUUUCCCAAAACAUUUAUGUGAUAUGCAGUCCUACCAUAUGUGAAUGAAAGCACCUACAACAGAAUCCUAUUUAAUUUCCAAUUGCUUCUGCUAUGCAUUUCAAUGUCUGUUUUUUAAAAAAAGAAAAAUUCUCUAGAUUCAGAAUUAUCGUGGAAAUGUAUUUCCAUACAUCAACAUUAGUUCACAGUUAUUGUUUCAGCAGAAUUAUUCAUUUUUUUUCAUGUUUGAAAUGUUUAGUUGGCAAUACUGAUAUUUGAAAUUUAUCAGAAGUAUUUCUUGAACUCCCAGCAUUUUAAUAUAUAAGUACCAGCCUAGUUAUGCUACAUUUUUAAAUUAUAUAAGGUAUUUAUAAUAUAUUUUAUUUAUGUUGCUGAAGUGAGGUGUUUCAAAGGUGUAUUGAUAUUAGUUUUCCUCUACUAUAUUAGGGGAACACAGUUUUUUCCUGGGUACCUUCAUAAAAGAUAUAUUCUAUGGUAUUCUACAGGUGAGGAUUCAAAACACUGUAAUAACACUACUGUAGGCCAUAGUGAUUGAGACCAUUACUUUUCUAAAUUAAAAAAAAAAAGUGUAGCUAUUUACAAUGACUAGAAAUAUAAAUUUGUUACUAAGUAAACUGGUAUUUAAAUUCUAAAAUGUUCUGUAGUUCUAAACAUGACAGUAAUCUAGGUCCCAAUUCUGCACUGUAUGGAAGCAUCUGCCUAAAUUUAACAUCAAUAGAAUAAAUACAUGCUUAAAAGUUAUGCAAGUUCUUGUGUAUCGUGAUGAAUUGGGGUCUUAAUGAAACCUUUGCACUUUGAGAAUGAUGGCAGCUUUUAUUAAAACCCUCUUAACUGUUUCUGGAGAGAGAAUAAUGUAUUACAAUGUAAAAACUAAACUUGCUAAUUAUAAGACUUUUAUACUUAUUACCGUUAGUUAGGAAUAGUGUUGUUUUCUAAAAGCCACUAGUGAUCUUAAUAAUGGAGGCCAUGUAAGUGAUUUCCUGUGAAUGGUUAUUAACAGGCUGUACUAGACAAUAAAUUUCUAGUACUAAUAGGUUUACAAAUGUUACACAUUAACUUCCCCACUGAAUGUGGUACUUAUGAAAAGAUAAAUAAAGUCUAAUCUAGUUUUAUUGGCUGACAGUGCUCAAAGGUGUGGUAGGCAUGUCACAAAAGACCGUCACAGACCUGCACUGGGCCCUGCUGUCAGUGGGACUCUGCAUGAAUGCAGGAGUGUACCUACAUGCAGGGCUGGCUCCAGGCACCAGCCGAGCAAGCUGGUGCUUGGGGUAGCAGAUUGUAGGAGGCGGAAUUCCGCCCAAUCCUAGGGUGGCACAGCCGCUUUUUUGUUUUUUUUGGUAUUUUGUUCCGCUCCGGCCGCCCCGUAGGGUGAAGCGGAGGACAGGAGUGCACUGCAGCAAGCCCGGCAGGGCAGUCCAUGUCCUUCCCUCCCAGCUGACUGGAGCAGCGCGAAGCCUUCCCGGCAGGCGGCAGGGGGUGUAGUGGGAGGGGCCACGUGGCCGCCCCCCUUCUCUCUCUCCCCCCGCUCCCUUCUCCUCCCCCCGCUAGCUGGGGCACAUCUGAAACGCAAGGAGUCCCCCUGCAUCCUGGCUCUGGCCACACAGGUUGUUUUUUGUUUUGUUUUUUUGGCUUGGGGCGCCCAAAAAGCCAGAGCUGGCCCUGCCUACAUGGAGCUGAUUGCAGGAUUGGGGCCUUAGUUUAGACAUGAUGCAACAACUGAGUGUGUCAAACAGGAGGGAGGAGAUGGUGUUAGGAGGUGAUGAAGGAUGGCAACAGCAAGAUGUUUAGUUUAAAAAAAAAAUUAAAGUAAUUGUCCCACUCACAUGGAAUAAAUGUUAACAUUUUGCACAUACACUGCACAUUUCAUUCAUGGAGCUUAAAUUGCUUUACAGAGGUGGAUAUUUGUUAUCCUUAUUAAUAUUCUUUAAAAUAUACAUUUCCCUGAAACAUACAAAUUCCUUUGCUGUGUUAGGUAUUGGUAUAUAGAACUUGUGUGUUCUCAACAUGCUCAACAUGGCAAAGAAACAAAAUGAAAAGCUUUUAGUAUUUUCACUCCAUAUUACUCAUGGCAGAUGGAUACUUUGUGGGCUUCAAUUUAUAGAAGUUUCAUUUUAAAAAGUUUUCAGUAGCACUUUCUAUCAAAGAGGUAUAUAAAAUCUGUAUGGGCGCAUUGUGGCCAUUAUAUGGUUAAUAUUAAUAACUUUGGCUAGCUAUGUGCAUGAUCACAUGACUGCAUACAGUACCUGGAUGUUGAGUUCUUCUCACUGAGGUACUAAAUGCAAACUGUGUUUGAAAGAACUUGUCUCAAAAACCUGUAAUAGUGUUAAAUUAUGUCUUUGGAUUUGUUUAAAAUGUCCAUUUGUAAUUUAAAGUUAGCAAAAAUAAUCCUUAUUCAUAUAAGGAUUAAUAUGUAUGGUGCUUGCUAAUUAUUUGUAAAUUUUCUUAAUAUAUUUGGUUGCCUUCCAUAAACUUUACAGAGAUUGAAAAAAUAUUGAUGCCAUAUACACCCUCUGUUGUGCAUUUAUUUGUGGUUUAAUUUCUAACUGCAUCCCUUUAUAUUUUCUGGUGUUUUUGUUUAAAGUCAAAGAUUUCUUGUGUGCUCCUGUAUUUAUUUAACUACUAGAUACUUUUGAGACUCUAGGAACAUUGAAGUACACACUACAUGCCUCUGUGUAAGAUAGUGUUAUGUACUUCCAAAAUCUCUUGUUCUUGAAGAAAGUUAGUCUCAGCAUUUGUAUUGAUUGUUGUUUCAAUAUGUAAAACAGAGUGUUGAGUUUUUAAUCCAUAUGUUUUUGAAGUGAAAUAAAUAAAUUCUAAAAAUCUA
This is a messenger RNA of Malaclemys terrapin pileata, 5512 nucleotides long. It is a transcript of the gene SGCB, whose product is annotated as sarcoglycan beta. NCBI's taxonomy places the organism in Eukaryota, Metazoa, Chordata, Testudines, Emydidae. The record is from RefSeq and is a predicted model, not a curated record. Bases 71 to 1033 code for a protein of 320 amino acids. The transcript is spliced from 6 exons. Gene Ontology annotation, cellular component: sarcolemma; sarcoglycan complex. Gene Ontology annotation, biological process: muscle organ development.